AUGACAUCCAAUCCUCCACAACAAAUCCGUCCGAUUAUUGAAUGUUUUUGUAAAAUUUUAUCUUUCUAUGGAUUUACACCAAUCACACCUGAAAUCUUUCGCUUGGCCAAGUUUAAUCGUAACGAAGCUACUAUUCCAUUAUGGCGUCUGAUAUUUGAAAUCUUGCAUUUCGAUCCCACCAAAGCGAAUCAGCAACACAAUAUUGAUAAAUUUAAUCAAACACAAAAAGAUGAAUUAGUCUUUCUAAUGAAAAAUGAUUUAUUCACACGUGGUUAUACUUACGAACAUUUCCUCUCGCUUGAUAGUACGAUGCAAAAGGGCAGUCGACAAUUACUUAUUUGUCUUGGUUGGCUAAUCUAUCAUGUGAGAUUGAUUGAAACAUGUAUGGAAUCAUGUUUAAACAAUGAUUCGAUCUUUGAUUAUGAUGAUACCAGUUCUCUUCAUCCGAUGGAUGAUGACAGCCAACGAGCGAACAAUUCGUUUGAAAAGAAAGGUCUUAUUGAUCAAGUAAAACAAGCCAUGCAUUUUAAUUCGAAAUUGCGUUUUGGCUUACGACGACUUCACGGACUGUUACUUGAAAAUACAAGUUUGCAGCAUCAGAUUCAUCAAUGCCACAAUAUGUCUUCGCUCGAAGCGCAUCUUUGUCAACAUCCUCAUUUGUUGUCUCAUUACAUGAUCGAACUGGAAAACGAGCACCACAAGUUGAACUACUUUCUCUUUUGGAACGAACAUGAAAAUGUCUUUUGGAAAUGGAUGGAAAGUGUACUUGACCAACCAUCGACCGUGGAAGACGAGAGUGACGAUGAUCAAGAUGAAAAUGAAGACGAAUACGAGCCUCUACGACAAGUUGAUUGUCAACGUUUAGAAGUAGAACGUCAGAAGUUUAAUGCAGCUAUCGACACACUCGACAGCGCUCUCGUCCGGCUUCAGCAACUAUGCUUAUCAAAUAACGAUAACACGUCGAUUAAAGAGGAUGUUUCAUCGAUUUUGACUUCCAUUGAUACUCAGGUUUCUUCGCUGUUCAAUCAAUUGCUCGCAAGUAAUCCGUCGAUACUCCCGAAAUCGUCGACACAAUCAUCUCAAACACUUUUUCUUCAUCAACCACAUCGUCUAGUCUAUACGAACAAAGCCGAUUCUCAAGAUGCAAAUCGCUUCAUAAAACCAAUCGAUUUCGAUCGUGAAACGACGUGUCUGAAUACUUUACAAACAAAUAUCGAUCAACAGAUCGAAAAACAACGUACAAUACUUGAUAAACUCUCUCAUAAAUUUCAAAAUGUUAUGAUUAUUGAAAGAAAAGAAAAGAUGGCAGAAAAAUUAAAUAGUUUUGCGAGUCGAUUGUCUCAAGGCACACCGAAAGGCUUAGGCUUAGGUGUGAAGGUCCUCGUUGGUGCAUCAGCAGUUGCAUAUGGGAUCUAUCGAUCGAUGUUUACUGUGGAAGGUGGUCAUCGUGCGAUUAUUUUCAAUCGUAUUGGUGGUAUCGAUCAAAAUACCAUCUAUUCAGAAGGGUUACAUUUCAGAAUUCCAUGGUUUCAAUAUCCAAUUCUCUACGAUAUUCGUGCCCGACCAAGUAUGAUCAAAUCGCCAACGGGCAGCAAAGAUCUACAAAUGGUCACUAUCGCACUUCGAGUUCUGGCUCGACCUGAUCAAACGAGAUUACCUAAACUAUAUCAAUCGUUAGGUGUUGAUUGGGAUGAACGAGUGUUGCCGUCAAUUUGUAACGAAGUCUUGAAAGGUGUUGUCGCUAAAUUUAAUGCAUCACAGCUGAUCACUCAACGACAACAAGUGUCGAAUUUGAUUCGAAUAGAUCUCAUCGAGCGUGCGAAAGAUUUCGAUAUUUUACUCGAUGACGUCUCGAUUACUGAAUUGAGCUUCGGCUCACAAUAUUCAGCGGCAGUUGAAGCGAAACAAGUCGCUCAACAAGAGGCACAACGAGCAGUAUUCACAGUCGAACAAGCAAAACAAGAACGUCAACAAAAGAUUGUUCUCGCGGAAGGUGAUGCUGAGUCAGCUAAACUUAUUGGCAAUGCAAUUAGUAAAAAUCCUGGUUAUUUAAAACUACGAAAGAUUCGUGCAGCACAAAAUAUUGCUAAAACGCUUUCACAAAGCACGAAUCGUGCAUUUCUUGAUGCUCAAGCUUUAAUGAUCAAUGUUGCCGACCCAAAAUUUGAUGAAACUACUCAAGAUCUUGGACGCAAACGACGAUAA
Messenger RNA from Adineta ricciae, 2205 nucleotides. Lineage: Eukaryota; Metazoa; Rotifera; Eurotatoria; Adinetida; Adinetidae. The record is from the annotation of a GenBank genome assembly.